Tauraco erythrolophus (red-crested turaco) is the source of this 762-nucleotide messenger RNA. RefSeq names its product chromosome 1 C21orf140 homolog (gene C1H21orf140). The record is from RefSeq and is a predicted model, not a curated record. Lineage: Eukaryota; Metazoa; Chordata; Aves; Musophagiformes; Musophagidae.
AUGCAGCACUUCGCAAAUCUGCUCCUCAAGCACAUAAUUCAAAGGGGCUUCUUUGAUGACACUUCGAAGAGGCAGUGCCUGCAGUAUUUAAGAGCUCUGAGGACACUGCAGCUUAAUGGUUUCAACACCGUUUUUUUAGGGGAAACAGAUACUCCAGAAAGUCUUAUAACAGAAGAAAAAGCAGCCAAGGAGGCCAGCCUGCGUUGGCCAGUAUGGACACUUGUUCAUGCUGGCAGCCACCAAGGAUGGGUGCCCUGGAGGUACACGCUGCAGCUAAGAGGUGAUCUGCCCAUCCAUCAGCAGAAUGGUGUCUUUCAGGAGUUGUGUGAUUCUCUAACCGCCUCCUAUGGGAAGUGCGUAAUUGUGAUGAGGGAUAAAACGCAGCCGACACAUGUGGGGGCAAAAGAUGGCAAGGAGCCAGAGACAAGAACUCGGCUGCCAGUUCCACCAGAGAUCUACAUGACCAGUAUCGAGUGUUGCCCUGAAGUUGCUAGAGCAAACGGCCAUGAGCUUCUUUUUGUGCCUUCAUCUUACAACUAUCUCUAUCCUAUGGAUGUUGCCUGGUCUUUUUUGAAAUGGUUUAUUAUAAAUAACAGGAAGGACUUUGCCCUGAGGUCUAUUGAGAGGACUCACUCCUAUAGGUGUAUCCUCUUCAGUGACUUGAUUGUUAAAGGAAUAGAGAAGAUGACCCCAAACAAAUGGAAGAUAGUGAUUGACAGAGUGAAGAGAUGGGAGAACUACUACCUUGACACACUUUCUUAA